Molecule: messenger RNA, 729 nt
Organism: Anopheles cruzii
Lineage: Eukaryota; Metazoa; Arthropoda; Insecta; Diptera; Culicidae
Product: protein dissatisfaction-like
Exons: 3
Coding region: 1-729 (242 amino acids)
Source: RefSeq, a predicted model, not a curated record
AUGUUAGCGAUGCGUCGCGAAAGUGAACCCAUCUGCGGUAGUGCGACGGCCACCAGUAGCCACCUGCUGCAUCACCACCACCACCAUCACCACCAUCUGCACCACAGCGGUCAUCAUCACGGUGCGGCGAAUGGUGUGAGUGAUCCGUCGAUCGACGCGUCGAUCGAAAGUCCGUCGGACAACGGACGAACGGUCGGUGGGCCGCUUCAGGAGCCGCCGACGGUCGGCUUCACCCAGACCAGCCAUCACCAACUACAUCACGAGCUGGGCCACGAGCACGAACCCCAUCACGGAGGCUUUCCGACGGGCCUGAGCAACGGGAACGGAACCGCCGGGUCGUAUCCCGGGUUCAGCAGCUUCGCCGCCGGAUUGACAGGAGGCAUUAACCGGGGUACCACUGGGGGGACUUCCCGAGUGACACCUGCGACCAGCCUCGACGAGUACGUCGAUAUCUUGCAGGUCCAGCAAUUGCUGCUGGAAAACUCUUCGACCGUGGCUAGCCUAACCACCGCGUCUCCCACAGCCACCACCUCCACCACCACCUCCGCCACCGCCACAAGUACCGCUCCCUCCACGUCUGGUUUAACGUCCCAAAACACCACACCCGUUCCUUCGUCUUCCGUGGUUGGCGCUACCUCCGGUCUGUUUAACACCAAAAGUCGACCAAAAGUUAACCUCCAGAAAGCGGCCGACUUCCAGACGGCAGCGACCCAGCUUCAAGAAUUCUAG